AUGGCGUCCCUCGUUGCUGGCGCUCUCUGUGUCCUGGGCCUGACGCCUGCUGCAUUUGCGCGAGCGCCCGUUGCAGCCCGAGCCAGCGGUUCCCUGGACUCCUUUCUCGCAACCGAGACGCCCAUUGCCCUCCAAGGCGUGCUGAACAACAUCGGGCCCAAUGGCGCGGAUGUGGCAGGGGCAAGCGCCGGGAUCGUGGUCGCCAGUCCGAGCAGGAGCGACCCGGAUUAUUUCUACUCCUGGACACGCGACGCAGCUCUCACGGCCAAAUACCUCGUCGACGCCUUCAUCGCGGGCAACAAGGACCUGGAGCAGACCAUCCAGGAGUACAUCAGCGCGCAGGCGCAAGUGCAAACCAUCUCCAAUCCGUCCGGGGAUUUAUCCACCGGUGGCCUAGGAGAGCCCAAGUUCAAUGUGAACGAGACGGCUUUUACCGGGCCCUGGGGUCGUCCACAGAGGGACGGACCAGCGUUGAGAGCGACGGCCCUGAUUGCAUAUGCGAACUAUCUCAUCGACAACGGCCAGGCUUCGACUGCCGAUGAGAUCAUCUGGCCGAUUGUCCAGAAUGAUCUGUCCUACGUCACCCAGUACUGGAACUCAUCCACCUUUGACCUCUGGGAAGAAGUAGAAGGAUCCUCAUUCUUCACAACCGCCGUGCAGCACCGCGCCUUGGUCGAAGGCAAUGCACUGGCAACAAGGCUGAACCACACGUGCCCCAACUGCGUCUCUCAGGCGCCACAGGUCCUGUGUUUUCUGCAGUCAUACUGGACCGGAUCAUAUGUUCUGGCCAACUUUGGUGGCAGCGGUCGCUCCGGCAAGGACGUGAAUUCGAUUCUGGGCAGCAUCCACACCUUCGAUCCCGCCGGAGGCUGUGACGACUCGACCUUCCAGCCGUGUUCGGCCCGUGCCUUGGCAAAUCACAAGGUGGUCACAGACUCGUUCCGGAGCGUCUAUGCGGUCAACUCGGGCAUCGCAGAGGGAUCUGCCGUGGCAGUCGGCCGCUACCCCGAGGAUGUUUACCAGGGCGGGAACCCCUGGUACCUGGCCACAGCAGCGGCCGCGGAGCAGCUUUAUGACGCCAUCUACCAGUGGAAUAAGAUCGGCUCGAUCAGUAUCACCGACGUUAGUUUGGCCUUUUUCCAGGAUAUCUACCCUUCUGCCGCGGUGGGCACCUAUAACUCUGGCUCCUCGACUUUCAACGACAUCAUCUCGGCCGUCCAGACGUAUGCUGAUGGAUAUCUGAGCAUUAUCGAGAAAUAUACUCCCUCAGACGGCUCUCUCACCGAACAAUUCUCCCGUUCGGAUGGCACUCCGCUCUCUGCUUCUGGCCUGACUUGGUCGUACGCCUCCCUCCUUACCGCUGCUGCCCGCAGACAGUCCAUCGUCCCUGCGUCCUGGGGCGAAAGCUCCGCGAGCAGCGUCCCUGCCGUCUGUUCUGCCACCUCUGCCACGGGACCAUACAGCACGGCUACCAAUACCGCCUGGCCAAGUUCUGGCUCUGGCCCCUCAACCACCACCAGCGUUCCAUGUACCACUCCCACCUCUGUGGCUGUAACCUUUGACGAAAUCGUCAGCACCACUUACGGGGAGACAAUCUAUCUGGCCGGCUCGAUCCCCGAGCUGGGCAACUGGUCCCCGUCCAGCGCGAUCCCCCUCCGCGCGGACGCGUACACCAGCAGCAACCCGCUUUGGUACGUGACCCUCAACCUGCCCGCUGGCACCAGCUUCGAGUACAAGUUCUUCAAGAAAGAGACGGACGGGACCAUCGUCUGGGAGGACGACCCGAACCGGUCGUACACGGUCCCAGCGUACUGUGGGCAGACUACUGCCAUUCUUGACGAUAGUUGGCAGUGA
Messenger RNA from Rasamsonia emersonii CBS 393.64, 1854 nucleotides. RefSeq names its product Glucan 1,4-alpha-glucosidase. Gene Ontology annotation, biological process: polysaccharide catabolic process. NCBI's taxonomy places the organism in Eukaryota, Fungi, Ascomycota, Eurotiomycetes, Eurotiales, Trichocomaceae. The coding region runs from base 1 to 1854 and encodes 617 amino acids. The transcript has 5 exons. The record is from RefSeq and is a predicted model, not a curated record. Gene Ontology annotation, cellular component: fungal-type vacuole. Gene Ontology annotation, molecular function: glucan 1,4-alpha-glucosidase activity; starch binding.